CAUACUUGUACUUUAAACAGAAUGAUCAAGUUAGCUGGGUAAUGAUUAAGUUUUUUGUUGUGUUGAGUUUCCCUUCUAUUUGGAAGAUGGUCAUGUGAGGAUGGUCUAUUUAUUUAUGUUAGAUUAAACCCAAAUCCAUCAAGUUUCGAUUAAACACUUCCAUCAUAGUCGUCGUCGUCGUGGUUCGAUUGAGUUGAAAUCUUGCAGCCACACUAACAACACGAGGCUCUAUAAUCUGAUCACUGUAGAUCGAAUGGAAAUUAUUACUUCUCUAAUCCUAUUUAAAGAGAACAGUUGCAGCGGGAAUUUUGGAGGUUUCGUAUGAACCACCCAUGCACCUUGUCUGUUUGUGGUUGAUUUGAGUAAAUCCCAACUCAAUCUAUCAUUUCUCUCAACACUGUAUGCUUUGGAGAGGAUAACAAGUCUCUCUUAGCUCUUCCAACCUGAGCUCUCCUUAUGAGGUUAUCGUAAUCAUUCUCCUCCAUUGGUCCAAGAGCAAGGAUGACCAUAUCGGCAACUAUAAGAUAUAUAUUCAUGCUGGUGUUCAAUAGCCUGAUGAAGGUCGAUUUAUACCGGCCAACGGCUAGCCUUGUCAAGCUGCGAGCCCCCCUUCCUCUGCGAUUUUGUAAUAGAACCUUGCACUAGCAAUUUAAUCUUUCAUAAACGCUCUCCAAUUGUAGGUGACCUUUAUGGAGAAAACAUCCUCAUCGCAUAAACCAAAUCGUUCGAGCUCAUCCUGUGGAAGCUAAACUCUCCCUGUCAAGGCACUGAAAGAAGAAAGGAGUUGAAACAUUUAAUGAGGUGAUUAACCAUAAGCAAAUAAAUUAGUGGCAAAAACUUGCUCUUCCCACACAUCUCUAUAAGAGUGUCUGUGAGUUGAUUUGCAAUACAAAAUGAACUGCUGCAUUGUAAAUACUUUGAACAGAAACAGAAGAAGAUUCAGGUGCAAUCCCCGUUACUGGAACAGUCAUGGAUCCAGUUGUGCCAGCAUCAUAGUAGCAGUAAAGGUGGAUGGCCCAAAUGCUGUCUACAAGGGCACUUAUCUUCUUGGUAGGUGGGAAGAAAGACUGCAGGACAUCUUCAACGGCCGCCCCUAUGACAUGGUUGAUGCUGCACUAGCUUAUUGAUAAAGUUUCCAAGUUCUGUAUAGACAUAAAGUUGCUCAGGACAUUUUCUACCUGAAUCAAAUUCCCCUCUAGCUUGGUUUCUUUCUCAAUUGUUUCUCCUCAAAGUAUUUAUAAUGCAGCAGUAUACUACGGUAUGGCAAAUCAACUAACAAACAUCCUUAGAGAUGUGUGCGAGGAGUAAGUUUUUUGUGACUUGUAGUUCUCUCAUUAGGCAAAUGUAAGGAGGGGAAGUAUUGGAGCAAUGCAUAGGAAGGAAAAAGGGCAUCAACACUCAACAAAAGGUUGGUUAAAGUUAUCACCGAAAGAGAAAAUGGUGCCAAUGAAAAAACCUUGGAGCUUACUCUUAAGAGAGGCUGCAAGACAUCUUCAAUGCUGGACACCCUCCCCCUGGAUAUGCUGUUCUUACUGAUACUGCUUCUCCAAGUCCUGCUCCGGCAUUGAGGUGAAUAGAACAAUCUACCUUGGUAAGUUUUUGUGACAAAACAAGCCCAUUUCUUAACAAAAAGGUCCAAAGUAGCCCAUGAAGUUAGAAUACUUCAAAAUGUGGAAUCCUGCCCUCAAAAGGCCCAAAUAUUGAAGGGAAAUCCAUAUUUCAUGGGGAUUGGGCUAGUUUGUGGUCAGGUGUAAUAAGAAUGAUUAUGCACCUACUUGACCCAGUUUUCCUAUUCAAGUGUAGGAGAUAUGUUUUCCUUAAAAAUCAAACUCUAAGAUCAGCAAGCCUCCUUAGGUACCGUUUGGGAACGCGGCUGCGGCCGCGUUCCCAAAAAAUUUGAAAUUUUUUUUUUUUGUUUUGCUAAAAUUUAAUAUGGUUUGUACGUUUUGGAUCGUUUUGAUGUGCUGAUGUCAAAAAUGAUUUUUAAAAAAUAAAAAAACAUCGUUGGCAUGCAUUUUGGCACGAAAAGUUAUUUGAAAAGCACCCGCAACCACAAUGCCAAACACGCUCUUAAGAGUUCAUGUUCAUGAAGUUCCUAGGCUACUUUAUUUCUUUCUUGUGUACCAUUUACUUGCUGGUCUAUUUUAUAGCCAGCUUUAUUAUUUUAUUUAGUCUUGGUUAUAAAACUUAAAUUCCUAGCGGGUUGAUUGAGGAUGUAAUUAAUCUAAAAUUUAGAUUAAUCUGAGUUAUAAAAAAAAAAAAAGUGCUCUAGUUUUUCAAAACUCAACCCUCAAUUUAUUUAAUUUUUUAUUAAAAUAAUAUUGUUUUGAUUUAUUUAAAAAAAAUUAAAAAAUCAACUCGAGUUAACUUAACUUUUCUGACUUGUAACUCAAAUCUUAUCCGAAUUAAUUUUUAAAUUGAAUUUUAAAACUGCAAUAGUGGUGAAAACCGAUUGAAUUUUAUACUGUUGGAUUUUAAAGCUGUUCUAGCGAUGCAACCGAAUGAAUUUUAUACUAUUUUAGCUUAGGAGAAAAUUAUCUUUCACUAAUCUUUUAUAUUAUUAGAGAAAAUUAAGUAACUGAGGUGAAAAUGACACAUAUAUGCAGACUGCAAUUCCUAGUUUAGUAUCAUUGGUGGAAUCAAUGAAUCUUUUUUUUCUUUUGGCUCAUUGCUUUGGAACAACCAAUCAAAGCCGUUUGGCAUUGUUUUUUCCGGUCUCCAAGAUGUUCUUUCUUCAGAUCACACUUUGUCUUUCACAUUGACUUUUACCUAUCAAAUUUCCUUUCUAGUUUUGGCAAGUAGGCUAGAUCCCAAUGGAUUUAGUGAACUUUCUCAGCACCUCGCUGAGCUGGUUCGGUUGAGCCAAUGCAAAGAUGGUCUCAUCAAGUCUCAACUUACAUAGGGUGCAUCACAUCAAUGGACAGUCAAACUGCCAAGAAGCAGCUCCAAACAGGAACUUUCAGCCUUGUAGAUGGACCGAAUCCUGACAUGCAUCAUGGCCUCCAUAAUUGGAAGAGGACGUCAACAUGACCUAUCAUUUGGGGGAGGGUUUUAUUUUACUUCUAUACUGUAAAACUUCCUGCAUAAUCACUUCAGGACAUAAAUAGAAUCGAAGGGUGUAGGGAGGCAUCAAAGUGAUCAAGAUUCUUGUUGCAUAGUCUCAAACAAUGUUUUGGAUUGGUUGGUAUUGGACAAAAUCUAGCAUCUUCGUAACACCCAAUAUUCUCUAAACACCACAUUAGGGACUCGUGUCUUUACUGAAAAAUAUAAAAAAAAAAACCUACAAGUUGUCAUGAUUUUGUAGAGCAAACUGCUGUCCUUGAUAAGAGCAGGCCAUUUCAAUAAUCCCCCAUUUUUUGCUUGAAAAAUCUAGUCAGCUGAAACUAAUUGGCAAUUUGCAUGAUGCUAUCAUCAAUUUCCUUUUGAUAAAGAGAUUGAGAAGGAGAGGAAUUAAGUAAGUUCUAGAUCCUUUCAAGCCAUUUUAUCAUUCUUCUAGAGAGCUUUUUCGUACCCGAGAAGAAUCGUUAAACGUUUCCGGAUGUGUUCUACAUUUUCACUUUCGGCUAAGCCUUGCACUGGGGCAGAUAAUGGCAAGUUCUUGCACUCAAAAUCCUUGGUUACAAGAGCAAGAGCUGAAGUGAUCGCAGCUCCUAAGAGAUCAAGCCAACGUGCUUUUCCUCGGCUAUUAAAACAUGGAAUUCCUCAUACUGAUCUUCAAGUACAUGAAAUUGUUGAGAGGCAGUCUCAGGCUAACAGCUUAAGCAAGCAAGAUAUCUGUAGAAAGCCGGAGUUCCAUCCAGCGUUUCUUGAAGAAGCCUAUGAAAGGUGCAGAAACAUUUGCGCCGAAUAUGCCAAAACUUUUUAUCUAGGAACUCGGCUGAUGACAGAGGAGCGACAGAAAGCCACAUGGGCAAUUUAUGUAUGGUGCAGGAGGACAGAUGAGCUGGUCGAUGGACCUAAUGCAGUGCUCAUGAGCACUGCUGUUCUUGAUAGGUGGGAAGAGAGGCUACAAGAAAUCUUUGAUGGACGCCCCUAUGACAUGCUCGAUGCUGCACUUACAGAUACAAUUUCCAAGUUCCCUUUAGACAUUAAGCCUUUUAGGGACAUGAUUGAAGGUAUGAGAAUGGAUACGAGAAAAUUCCGUUAUGAUAAUUUUCAAGAGCUCUAUCUUUAUUGCUAUUACGUUGCGGGCACAGUCGGCCUAAUGAGCGUUCCAGUGAUGGGAAUUGCAGCAGAAUCUGAAGCUUCUGCUCAAAGUAUUUAUAAUGCGGCACUGUACUUGGGUAUUGGAAACCAGCUUACAAACAUUCUUAGAGAUGUGGGAGAGGAUGCUUUGAGAGGGAGAGUUUAUCUACCACAAGAUGAGCUUGCACAGUUUGGGCUAUGCGACCAAGAUGUUUUCGCAAGAAAAGUCACUGAUGGAUGGAGAGAGUUCAUGAAGGAGCAGAUAACAAGGGCAAGAUUCUAUUUCAACCUUGCAGAAGAAGGGGCUUCAAAGCUUGAAAAGGCUAGCCGGUGGCCAGUAUGGUCAUCCCUACUAGUAUACCAAAAAAUCUUGGAUGCAAUUGAGGAUAAUGAUUAUGAUAACUUCACAAAACGAGCUUAUGUUGGAAGAACAAAGAAACUUCUCACAUUGCCCCUGGCAUACACAAAAGCUCAAUCAAUGUCUAGCUUGAUCCUUCAGUAAAUCAAGAUUUUGUAACAGACCUAAGGUGGGGGAGUUAUGACAGCAAACAGUGAAGUGGAGUGAAUAGUGAAACAAGAUUAUGCUUGUGUAUCAUAGAGGAAAUCGUCAAAGUUUGAAUGUUUGUAAGAUUGGUUCAUUAUUGCUUAUAUCAGGUUCUCAAUUCUCUGAUAGAACUAGAAUUUUCAUGGAAAGUAAAUUGCACACACAUUUCUCAGUUUUCAAAACUA
This is a messenger RNA of Populus nigra (black poplar), 4914 nucleotides long. Its product is annotated as phytoene synthase 2, chloroplastic-like. The record is from RefSeq and is a predicted model, not a curated record. Gene Ontology annotation, biological process: carotenoid biosynthetic process. Gene Ontology annotation, molecular function: geranylgeranyl diphosphate synthase activity. The transcript is spliced from 8 exons. NCBI's taxonomy places the organism in Eukaryota, Viridiplantae, Streptophyta, Magnoliopsida, Malpighiales, Salicaceae. The coding region runs from base 3539 to 4687 and encodes 382 amino acids.